Molecule: messenger RNA, 492 nt
Organism: Symbiodinium necroappetens
Lineage: Eukaryota; Dinophyceae; Suessiales; Symbiodiniaceae
Source: the annotation of a GenBank genome assembly
AUGUCUCUCAGCAUCCUCUCUCGUCGCGCUGCAGCUCCUCUCGUCGCGCCUCGCUUUGCCGUGGCUGCCCGACGUGGAUACCACGAGGUCGUGCACGACCACUUCAACAACCCCGGCAAUGUGGGCAGCCUGGACAAGGAGGACAAGAGCGUCGGGUCUGCCUUGGUCGGCAAGGCGUCCUGCGGUGAUGUGAUCAAGCUCCAGGUGAAGGUGGGCGAGGACGGCACCAUUCAGGAUGCCAAGUUCAAGACCUUCGGCUGCGGCUCAGCCAUCGCUAGCUCCUCCUAUGCCACGGAGAUGAUCAUCGGACAGAACAUCACCGAGGCGUCGAAGAUCACUAAUUCCGACAUCUCUUCGCACCUGAAGCUGCCUCCAGUAAAGAUCCACUGCUCUGUGCUGGCCGAGGAGGCUAUCCAGGCAGCCAUCGCCGACUACAAGACCAAGAACUCUUCCGAGGCCUCUGCGCUGCGAGGGACUCCAGCGUUCCCGUGA